AUGCUGUUUCCUGAAUUAACGGACAUUGAAGCUGGCGAUAUCGUAUUUUUCAUGAAAUCUUUGGAAAAAACCGAGAAUGGCGAAUUCGAAGAAGCGAUUGUCACGGUUGCAGCCCAGCCGAUAGCGCAUGUUGGGAUACUUUCCGGUACUGUUGGCCAUUGGUCAUUGAUUCAUGCUGUGCCGGAAUCCGGCGUUUGCGAGCAGUUGUUGACGGAUGUGAUGCAAAAGAUUCGACCGUCCGGGGUUGAAGUGCGCGGGGUACAACUUCCGGUGACCACACGUACCACCGCAUAUCAGUGGGCAAAAUCGAAGAUUGGCGCAAAAUAUAACGAUAUUUUCUCGGAUGAAAUGCUCGAUUCUACGGGCAACGAAGCUUUUUACUGCUCUCAGCUGAUUGCUAAAUCAUAUGAAUUUGCCGGAAUUGCAGAUUUCUCCCCGCAGCAUCAACUUAAUUUCACCGGUCCAGAUGGGCGAAUUUUGCCCUUUUGGGAAAAUUACUUCAAGAAACUUGAACUGCCAAUACCACAGGGUGCACCCGGAUCGCAUCCGGCAACACUGAUACAGUCUAAGUAUUUAAAAACAAAUUUUGCCAGAACUUGUCAUUAUUCAAUGGCGAAGUUUGUGGUACCUGCAACAGUCGAUUCGGCACUGCAUUUUCUACGUGGAGCUCGAAAGGUGCUAGUGCAUUGUGCCGCGGCAUCUAUUGAAACAGUCGAUGAGGCGAUUAAGGAUGCACGCCAAGCGCAACCAUCCUGGGCAGCACUCAGUGCGCAACAACGCGGUGCUGUUUUGCGAAAAGCUGCUGCUAUUAUUCGGGAUUGUUCGGAGAAAUUAGCAUAUUGGGAGACGGUGGACUGUGGUAAGCCGAUUGAGGAAUCACGUUGGGAUAUGGCCAGCUGCGCGGAUUGCUUCGAAUUCUUCGGUGGUGCUGCACACAAUCUCGCUGGCAACCAUUUUCCUUUGGGUAACAAUAAUUAUGCAUAUACGGAACGAAUACCGUGCGGUGUUGUUGGUGCAAUUGGUGUAUGGAAUUAUCCCUUGCAAACGGCAUCUUGGAAAAUCGCUCCAGCACUGAUGUGUGGAAAUGCUGUUGUAUAUAAACCAUCACCACUUGCUCCCGUAACUGCCGUAUUUCUGGCGCAAAUUCUGCAAAAUGCUGGACUUCCGGAUGAAGGCGAUACCGGGAAAGCAAUCUGUGAACAUAGUGGCAUUGAUAAGAUAACAUUUACGGGUAGCACAGAAACUGGCACGAAAAUCCUGGCUUCCUGCAGUCUGCCGGGACGGUUGAAACCGGUCACGCUGGAACUUGGCGGAAAAAGCUCAGUGAUUGUAUUUGAAGAUGCGGACAUCGAUAUUGCUUUAACAGGCGCACUGAUGGCAAAUUUCUUCUCCCAAGGUGAAGUAUGCUCGAAUGCUUCGAAAGUCCUCGUACACCAAUCCAUCUAUGACGAAUUCCAGCGAAAGAUUGUGGAUUUGACGAAAGGUCUAAUUCCCAAUGAUCCGCUACUGGAUGGAACAAAAAUUGGCGCAACCAUCUCCGAAGCACAUCUGUCAAAAGUUAAAGCAUUCAUCGAUGGAGCCUGUCGAGAAGGUGCUAUUUUGCUGUGUGGCGGGGAAGAAGUGAUAGUGAAUGGCCUCGAAGGAGGAUACUAUUUGUCCCCAGCUAUACUGACCAAUAUCACCGAGAAUAUGCGGAUUUACCAGGAAGAAGUAUUCGGAGCUGUCAUGUUACUUAUACCAUUUCAGCAAAAUGAGGUAAUUUUUUAUACCGUGUGGGUAAGAAUUCCGAAAGUUGAUUCGAUGAUACCAUUUGGUGGUAUGAAGCAGUCCGGUUUCGGACGUGAAAAUGGUGUAGCUGCUUUAGAAGCUUUUUCGCAAAUCAAAAGUGUUUAUGUUAAUGCAGCCAACAAGUUGAACAAUCCCUUUUUACGAUAA
Gongylonema pulchrum is the source of this 1935-nucleotide messenger RNA. The record is from the annotation of a GenBank genome assembly. NCBI's taxonomy places the organism in Eukaryota, Metazoa, Nematoda, Chromadorea, Rhabditida, Gongylonematidae.